Messenger RNA from Penicillium paradoxum, 1431 nucleotides. Its product is annotated as B-type cyclin nimE. Gene Ontology annotation, cellular component: cyclin-dependent protein kinase holoenzyme complex; nucleus; cytoplasm. NCBI's taxonomy places the organism in Eukaryota, Fungi, Ascomycota, Eurotiomycetes, Eurotiales, Aspergillaceae. Bases 1 to 1431 code for a protein of 476 amino acids. Gene Ontology annotation, molecular function: cyclin-dependent protein serine/threonine kinase regulator activity. The record is from RefSeq and is a predicted model, not a curated record. Gene Ontology annotation, biological process: regulation of cyclin-dependent protein serine/threonine kinase activity; G2/M transition of mitotic cell cycle. The transcript is spliced from 4 exons.
AUGCCUCAGGCCCGUAGCCUUAGAACCAGAGGUGCGAUGAAUGAGAACGAUGAAAACGGCCCGUCAGCACGUGUGACGCGGGCCAAGACUGCCGCCCUCACCUCCGAUGUCUCUGCCGCUGGAGCCAAGAAAACCCUGCAGACCAAGCGAAGCACGACGACCACAACUACUGGAACCCAACGACCCCGAGCUGCCCUUGGUGAUGUCAGUAACGUCAACAAGACCGACGGUGCUGAGGUGAAGGCAGGGAAGAAGCCGGCUACAACUAAGCCUGCCACAACUAAGUCUGGUCUGACAUCGAAGGCCACAGUUCAGACUGGAGGUGUUCAAAAGCUCAGCCGUACGAACUCGUCACGAACUGCAACCCGUUCCGCCCUCCAGCCUCGUGACUCGAACAAGAAGCCUGCCGCCAACAAGCGUCCCCCGGUCAAAGACACAACCCUCCAAGCGCAAGAGCCUCCACGGAAGAAAGCCGAGCUAGACCGGAAGCCCAGAACGAUUGAGAAGAUUGUGGAGGAACCAGCCGUGAAGGAACCAGAAAUCAGCGUGAAAGAUGCUCUGAAUGACGCUGUGCAGGAUCUCGACACUGAGGACUUGGAUGACCCAUUGAUGGCCGCCGAAUACGUGGUGGAAAUCUUCGAGUAUCUCAAGGACCUUGAGAUCAUGACGUUGCCCAACCCCGAUUACAUCGACCAUCAACCCGAUCUGGAGUGGAAGAUGCGCGGAAUUCUCGUCGACUGGCUGAUCGAAGUUCACACACGGUUCCGCCUUCUCCCUGAGACCUUGUUCCUUGCUGUCAAUAUCAUCGACCGCUUCCUGUCGGCUGAGGUUGUCGCACUUGAUCGUCUUCAGCUGGUCGGUGUCACCGCCAUGUUCAUUGCCUCCAAGUACGAGGAGGUGCUUUCCCCUCACGUUGCCAACUUCAGCCAUGUCGCCGAUGAGACCUUCUCGGAUAAGGAGAUCCUCGAUGCGGAACGUCACGUCCUCGCAACUCUGGAGUACAACAUGAGCUUCCCUAACCCCAUGAAUUUCCUGCGACGCAUCUCCAAGGCCGAUAACUACGACAUCCAAACGCGCACACUGGGCAAAUACCUGAUGGAGAUCAGUCUUCUCGACCAUCGCUUCAUGGGUUACCCCCAGAGUCACAUCUCUGCAGCCGCCAUGUACCUUGCACGUCUCAUUCUCGAGCGUGGACCUUGGGAUGCAACUCUCGCGCAUUAUGCCGGAUACACCGAGGAGGAGAUCGACCCUGUCUUCCAGCUGAUGGUGGAUUAUCUCCACCGCCCCGUUUCCCACGAAGCCUUCUUCAAGAAAUACGCCAGCAAGAAGUUCCUGAAGGCUUCCAUUUUGACUCGCCAGUGGGCCAAGAAAUACCACCACCUGUACGUCGAUGGCUCCGACAAGAGCACUUACGUCAAGGACGAACAGUAA